Molecule: messenger RNA, 2164 nt
Organism: Mytilus trossulus (common blue mussel)
Lineage: Eukaryota; Metazoa; Mollusca; Bivalvia; Mytilida; Mytilidae
Product: phosphoglucomutase-1-like
Exons: 9
Coding region: 58-1737 (559 amino acids)
Biological process (GO): carbohydrate metabolic process
Cellular component (GO): cytosol
Molecular function (GO): magnesium ion binding; phosphoglucomutase activity
Source: RefSeq, a predicted model, not a curated record
AGGUCAAGGUCGUAGCUUUGCAGCAUCCUUGUACAACGUAUCGUAUAACAGAGAAUCAUGUCACUGCCAUCUACUGCUGUUUCCACGAAACCUUUUGAGGGUCAGAAACCCGGAACAAGCGGACUUCGGAAAGCUGUCAAAGUGUUUCAACAAGAAAAUUACACAGAAAACUUUAUUCAAUGCACACUGACCGGUGCACUUGCAGAAAAACUGUCCGGCUGCACUUUAGUGGUUGGAGGAGAUGGAAGAUAUUUCAUGACUGAAGUGGCUGAUAAAAUUGUGAAGAUUGCAGCAGCUAAUGGGGUUUCGAGGUUAAUAGUUGCACAUAAUGGGUUGAUGUCAACUCCAAGUGUAUCCUGUGUCAUUAGGAAGUAUAAUACAGAUGGAGGGAUCAUAAUGACCGCCAGUCAUAACCCUGGAGGACCAAAUGCUGAUUUUGGCAUUAAAUUUAAUAUAUCUAAUGGAGGUCCAGCUCCUGAAGCAGUAACCAAUGCCAUGUACCUGCUAACAACUACCAUUACUGAAUAUAAAAUAUGUAACGAUCUAAAUGCUGACCUCUCAACACUCGGAGAACAAAAGUUCCAAGUUGACGGAAGACAAUUUACAGUACAAGUGAUAGACUCUGUAGCGGAUUAUAUAGACUAUAUGAAAGAGAUCUUUGAUUUCUCUGCUAUAAAAUCUUACUUAUCAUCACCUGGAGUUAAUGUACUUCUAAAUUCUAUGAAUGGAGUGAUGGGUCCCUAUGUGAGUAAAGUAGCCUGUGAUGAGCUUGGAGCUUCACCAUCCAGUAUAGUAAACUGUAAACCAUUACAAGACUUUGGGGGCUUACAUCCUGAUCCUAACCUUACAUAUGCUGCUGAUCUCGUCACAGAAUUAAACAAAGGAAAUCAUAGCUUUGGUUGUGCAUUUGAUGGCGAUGGGGACAGAAAUAUGAUUUUGGGUAAAAAUGCCUUUUUUGUAAACCCAUCUGAUUCACUGGCUGUGCUGGCUAAUAACCUAGAUUGUAUCCCAUACUUCCAAAGAACUGGUGUCAAAGGUUUAGCUAGAAGUAUGCCAACAAGUGGAGCAGUAGACAGGGUAGCAAAGGCUAAAGGAUUAGAAUGUUUUGAAGUUCCAACAGGAUGGAAAUUCUUUGGUAAUUUAAUGGAUGCUGGCAGGUUAUCAUUGUGUGGUGAGGAGAGUUUUGGUACUGGUUCAGAUCAUAUACGAGAAAAAGAUGGUUUAUGGGCUGUACUGGCAUGGCUGUCUGUUUUAGCAAAUAAAAAAUGUAGUGUAGAAGAAGUUAUUUUAGAUCAUUGGAAAAUUUAUGGAAGGAACUUUUACACAAGGUAUGACUAUGAAAACUGUGAAUCAGAUCCUGCUAAAACAAUGAUGGACAAUUUAAAUAAGAAAGCUGAUGACGGAAGUUUAAAAGGUCAAACGUUUUCAUCAGGAGGAAAGUCAUAUAAAGUAGCCAUUACUGAUAACUUUUCAUAUACAGACCCUAUUGAUAAAAGUGUCAGUAAAAAUCAGGGUUUAAGAAUUAUAUUUGAGGAUGACUCCAGAAUUAUUUUCCGUCUGAGUGGUACAGGUAGCAGUGGCGCCACAGUAAGAAUGUAUAUAGAAGGAUAUGAGUCUGAUGCAGCUACAUUUACUAGAGAUCCCCAGGAUGUUUUGAAGCCAUUGAUAGAUAUAGCAUUAGAGAUUUCCCAACUUAGAGAAUUAACUGGCAGACAGUCUCCAACAGUUAUAACAUAAUCAUUACAUAUGGUUUAAAAGGACAAUCUGACCUGUUGUUUUGGGGGGAUUAUCAUAGCAUAAUAUCAUGUGGGGAAUUAUAUAGUGGUUAUUUAUUAUUUAAUACUAAAAUAAGUACUCCUAUUUUUUGGAGCAUAAGAAUAUGUUUUUGUCUAAUUGAGAAGAAAAAGUAAAUAUAUAUUUUAUAAAACCAAAAAGUUUUUAAGCUUACCUUGUUGAUAAUGAUAUGAAAUCUGUUUUCCGAUUGAUUGUGAUUGAUAGCAUGCCAUACCCUAUUUUGUUUUAUAUGUCAAGCUUAUUGGCUCUGUUACAAUUUUAAGUUUUUGUCAAGAUAUUUGUGAAGCUUGUUUUUGAAAUAGCAUUAUUAAUAUCAGAAUAAUUUGUUAUGUUUAUAUUAUUAUAAUAUUAAAUAUUUUAACAAAACCAA